Messenger RNA from Heterobasidion irregulare TC 32-1, 309 nucleotides. RefSeq lists its product as uncharacterized. The record is from RefSeq and is a predicted model, not a curated record. The annotation marks the transcript as partial. The transcript has a single exon. Lineage: Eukaryota; Fungi; Basidiomycota; Agaricomycetes; Russulales; Bondarzewiaceae.
UUGAUUGAUUCAGGAGCAGAAGGGCUUCUCAUUGACAAGCAAUUCUGUUUGGACAAAAACAUACCGAUGCAAAAAAUUGACAAACCUAUCCCUGUGUUCAACGUGGAUGGAACAGCCAAUGAGGGAGGAAAGAUCACCAACAAAGCCUGCCUGCUUAUGAGAAUGGCAAAUGAAGAAGGAGAUUAUCACAACGAACGAUGCAAAUUGUUAGCCGCUAACCUAGGAGGAGAAAACAUAAUCCUAGGAACAGAUUGGCUACACAAGCAUAACCCACAGAUCAAUUGGGUAAAGAACAAUCUCACAUUCUCA